Molecule: messenger RNA, 2096 nt
Organism: Tigriopus californicus
Lineage: Eukaryota; Metazoa; Arthropoda; Copepoda; Harpacticoida; Harpacticidae
Gene: polo
Product: serine/threonine-protein kinase PLK1-like
Exons: 4
Coding region: 176-1990 (604 amino acids)
Biological process (GO): protein phosphorylation; mitotic cell cycle; regulation of cytokinesis
Cellular component (GO): nucleus; spindle pole; centrosome
Molecular function (GO): protein binding; protein serine/threonine kinase activity; ATP binding
Source: RefSeq, a predicted model, not a curated record
CGCCUGUUUAUCAGUUGAUAGAACUUGGUGCGGAGUUCAGCUCAGCUCGUUGGAUGAGCCACACUCCGAGAUCCAUCCAGGCCAACCGACGCAUUGACUGCCCGUGAAUGAACCCCGGGAUCUCGAGCGUGCCGCGAGAUCCAUCCCCUGCCCUUCUUCUGUCCUCCUCGCCAUAAUGAGUUCCAAAUCUCGAGCGGUCGAUCCGAAUGCCAAGGAGAUCCCCAUGGUGAUCCGGGAUCCUCAACGGGGCAAGCAAUACGAGCGCGGAAAAUUCCUUGGCAAGGGUGGAUUUGCCAAAUGCUACGAGUUGAAGGAUGUCAAGACAUUGGAGGUAUUGGCCGGGAAGAUCGUGCCCAAGUCUUUGCUGGUCAAGCCCCAUCAGCGCGAGAAGAUGACCCAGGAGAUCAACCUCCACAAGGAACUCAGUCACUUAUUUGUCGUAAAGCUGUACUCCUACUUUGAGGACGACAACUUUGUGUACAUCAUCUUAGAGUUGUGCCGUCGACGAUCCUUGAUGGAACUCCACCGACGUCGCCAAGCUUUGACCGAACCCGAAACCCGAUAUUUCAUGAACCAAAUCCUCUUGGGGGUGAAAUAUCUUCACGAUAGUAAGAUCAUCCAUCGAGAUCUCAAACUCGGCAACAUCUUCCUCAACGAUGAUAUGGAGAUCAAAUUAGGCGAUUUUGGCCUGGCCACCCGGGUUGAUUUUGACGGUGAGCGAAAACGUACUCUGUGCGGCACACCCAACUAUAUCGCACCCGAGGUCUUGGGCAAGAAAGGCCACAGCUAUGAAGUGGACAUUUGGUCGAUUGGCUGUAUUCUGUAUACACUCUUGGUGGGCAAACCCCCCUUCGAAACACAGACCCUGAAGGAGACCUAUUCGAGGAUCAAGCGCAACGAGUACUUUGUCCCUUCGCAAGUAGGACCCUCUGCGCGAAAACUCAUCGGCAAGCUCCUUCAAGUGAGUUUUGAAUCUUCGGGUUGGUUGUUAGUUGCCCGUGGCUUGAAUAGGAUUUUCUUCCAGCAUGAUCCGGAAAGAAGACCGAACGUGAGAGAAAUCCUCAAAGACGACUUCAUGACCAAGGGCUAUUUGCCUCAAAGGUUGCCCGUGUCCUGUUUGACCAUGGCUCCGCGAUUCGACACAAAGACCAAUGUGAAUCUAAUCGCCCAACGCGGACCUCUCACGGAGCUCAACAAGGACAUGAGGAAUGCCUGUCUCGCCACCGAUGGCCUCAAGAAAACGCCCUCGAACUCUGACCAAGGCCACGCCAAUACGGACAAAUUCCUCCUGGACCUUCAAUCCCAGUUAAAGAGCGUCGUGGACGCCAAACCAGCCAAUAAGAAUGUCAUCAACGAAGACGAGGCCGAAGAUCCCAAGAGCCGACCAAUGAUCUGGGUCUCCAAAUGGGUGGAUUACUCAGAUAAGUAUGGAUUUGGUUACGCUCUCAGUGACGAGAGUAUCGGUGUCCUCUUCAACGACAUCACACGACUUCUUCUUCUUUCGGAAGGAUCCAACAUUCAUUACAUCGACUUCGAGGGCCAUGAGCAUUACUACACACUGACCAACUUCCCUCCCACUUUGGAAAAGAAAGUGAAAUUACUCAACUAUUUCCGCAGUUACAUGAAGGAGCAUCUAUUGAAGGCCGGUGCCAAUAUUGCCACCCGUGACGGAGAUGAGCUCUCUCGAAUUCCGUCUUUAAAGACCUGGUUCCGGACGUCUCGAGCAGUGGUGAUGCAGCUCUCCAAUGGCACGUUACAGAUUAAUUUCUUCAAAGAUCACACCAAGAUCAUCCUCUGUUCGCUCAUGGGGGCCUGCACGUACAUCGACGAGGACAAGAAUCAUCGGACGUUUCGCUUCGAUCUGAUCAAGGAGCAUGGUUGCAAUCAAGAAUUGGCGAGCAGGCUUACCUAUGCCAACGACAAAGUCAAUUCCAUGAUUGCCUCUCUCAGCAAAAAUCCUCAAGGGCCGCCACGACUUGGAUCUACUUAGGAAUUUAUACCCUCUUCUCGCUUUACCUUGGAAAGAACUCGAAUUUAGGACAUUAGGCCCUUUAUUGGACAAAUAAAAUCAGAUGGAAAAAGAAAAGAGGUAAAAA